AUGUAUCCACAUGAGAAAAAGAGCUCCCCAAACUACUCAAAGUCUGAGCUUCAGUUUUUGGAAAUGGGCAAUCGUGAGAAGUUAAUCCCAGCCGUUGAGUUUUCGUUGAACAGUAUUCCUGGUCGUCUUUCGCUUUUGACAAAUGACGAUGUUGACGAGCACUUUGAGGCUAAAAUGGCCAGCAUUAAGCAGCUUUUUGCCAAAUGCAAGACAGCUCUUGUUUUACUUCAUAAGGCAGAGCUUGACAUUGAAAUUAGUAAUACUCAGAAGCUGGAGGAAAAUAACCAGUCAAACUUCUCGCAGAACGAAGAGAAUCUUUCUGAGGAACAGGCCAAAGACCGUCAAGAACAACAUCUUAAGCUUUGUCAAGGUGAAGUCAUCAACCUUGAGGAACUCAUAAACAAGCUGUCUAAGGUUUAUUUCGACAACGAGUUUUGUCAGUGGAUUAAGAAGAAGGUUCAACGUGACCCAACCGAAGAUGUACCUUACAUGACCCUGUUUGGUGAAGUGGAAAGGGUAUGUGAAAAGUAUGAUCAAUCUGAACUUGUGAAGUACUACGAGGAGAUUUUUAUUAAGUUUACUAAAAGUGUGCCCGUGCUUCGUACUGAGAUGUUACGCCAUGUAUCUAAGAUAAUGGCAGUGCAUCGUAAGAAGCGUUACCAAGAACUUACCGGGGCCGGCUCGAAUCGUCUUCUUUUGGACGCUCCCUCAGGAACUCCAGAUGUACUGGAAAUACAAGAGGUUCACGAGAAAGAAGGCCUUCUCGAUGAAGUGAGGAACCUUAGAGCUGAAUUAAUUGAACUCAAGAGAUCCUCCAAAAGUUCGUCUCGUCAUAAAUCGAAAAAACUGAAGCACAAGGAUAAUGGAUCCGAUGGCUACUCCGUGUCUAAGCAUAAGCAUACUUUCCAUUAA
Candidozyma haemuli is the source of this 912-nucleotide messenger RNA. RefSeq lists its product as uncharacterized. The transcript has a single exon. NCBI's taxonomy places the organism in Eukaryota, Fungi, Ascomycota, Pichiomycetes, Serinales, Metschnikowiaceae. The coding region runs from base 1 to 912 and encodes 303 amino acids. The record is from RefSeq and is a predicted model, not a curated record.